AGCCGGGCUCGGCCGCCCCGCACCACCUUGCCGCGCCCCGCGGCUCCCGGGGGCUCGGGGCGCGGGGAGGAGGAGCGGCACCGCCCCCGGGCUAUUUAACCCCAGGCUGGAGCCCGCGGGGCGCCGGACGCCGCCGCCGCCGCUCUCCGCGCGCACCGCCCCUGCGUCCCCCGCGCUCCCCGCCGGCGCGCCCCACCCUCGGGCCGGCAAUCGCGGGGCGCCGGGCGCCGCCGCUGCCCAGCCGCCCCAAGCGGCCCGGGGGUCCACGCCGGGACAGCCGCCCGCAGCAUGGACUCGGACUCGGGCGAGCAGAGCGAGGGCGAGCCGGUGACCGCCGCAGGCCCCGAUGCGUUCAGCUCCAAGAGCCUUGCCCUCCAGGCCCAGAAGAAGAUUCUCAGCAAGAUCGCCAGCAAGACCGUGGCCAACAUGUUGAUCGAUGACACGAGCAGCGAGAUCUUCGAUGAGCUCUACAAGGUGACCCGGGAGCACACGCACAGCAAGAAGGAAGCCCACAAGAUCAUGAAGGACUUGAUCAAGGUGGCGGUCAAGAUCGGGGUCCUCUAUCGCCACAACCAGUUCAGCCCAGAGGAGGUGGUGAUCGUGGAGAAGUUCCGGAAGAAGCUGAACCAGACGGCCAUGACCAUGGUCAGCUUCUACGAGGUGGAGUACACCUUCGACAGGAACGUGCUCUCGCAGCUGCUGCACGAGUGCCAGGACCUGGUGCACGAACUGGUGCGGCGCCACCUGACGCCCCGCACCCACGGGCGCAUCAACCAUGUCUUCGACCACUUUGCUGACGUGGGUUUCCUGUCCACCCUCUACAGCCUGGAGGGAGACUGCAGGCCCAGCCUCAAGAGGAUUUGUGAGGGAAUCAAUAAACUGCUCGAUGAGAAAAUCCUCUGAAUGCCUUCCCUCCCCCCACCCCACCCGCUGUGUUCCAGUUGCAGCGCCCCUGCAAGGUCUGGGUGAGACUGAAGGAGGAGGAGGAGGUGGAGGAGGAGGAGGAAGCCUAUGACAGGGGCCUUGUGUUCUGUCCUAUUUGUCCCUCUGAUGUUGCUGCCCAUUGGGCCCAGGAGUCUCCUGAGUUCGCUGAUGAUUGUCUGUGCCGACAAUCACCUGUGUCUGUGCAUUCGUGGGAUGUUCCAUCCGUCCAGGCCAGAGAGGCUGCCCUGCUCCUGGUCACAUCCUCGAGCUGGGUCAGAGGACACGGAUGAGGUCUGCGGCUUCGGGGUCAGCAGAGACAGACAGUGGCGGCCACAGAGCGCUCUUGCCUAAGGGCUUCACCAUUUUCUCUCCCCAGGGCGAGAGGUCAGCCUGGCUCAGAGAGGAAAACAGCUGUCUCGCGGGCUGGGCUUGCGUCUGUCUCCGGCCGUGCUGUUUCCCAACUAAUAAGGAAUCCAAAGGUGUGAAACUAUAGCUGCUGCACACUGGGAAAACAUGCAUUUCCAGGACCACGAUUUUUUUCCCCCCAGGACUCUGAUGUGCAGGCUCCUGCAGAGAGGAGCUUUCAGGGACAGCAGGGUGAGGGAGCAGAGACAGGAUGACCCCCAAGAGCAGGCGUGGAGAAGCACCGUCUAAACUCUCCCCCAUCUUCCUCCAGUUCCAGAGCCAUGGGGAGGGUCAGCAGAAUGGGCCCCUAUCUGUGUUUCUUGGCCUUUCAUUGUGUACUGUUUUCUCUGAUUCAUUAAAUAAACUGAAUCGACCCUUCA
Sorex araneus (European shrew) is the source of this 1709-nucleotide messenger RNA. RefSeq names its product TNF alpha induced protein 8 like 3 (gene TNFAIP8L3). The record is from RefSeq and is a predicted model, not a curated record. Gene Ontology annotation, biological process: regulation of apoptotic process. The transcript is spliced from 2 exons. Bases 289 to 903 code for a protein of 204 amino acids. Lineage: Eukaryota; Metazoa; Chordata; Mammalia; Eulipotyphla; Soricidae. Gene Ontology annotation, cellular component: cytoplasm.